ACAAUGGGAAUUGAUAAAAACAAAAAUAUAGUAAAUUCGAGUGCACCGUGCCGUAUAUUGCAAGAGCUGGAAUUAAUAAACCAUUGGUGUUUGGGAAUGAUAUACUAUAUUAAAAACGUGUACAAUUUCUUUGGAAAAUGUAUGUGAGGGGCAUAGAAGCUAUAAAGCAAUAUAUGCCUCAAGAUAACUCUCAGAUUUCUGCAAAUAUAAAAGAAGAGCGAGGAGAAGAACUAAGUACAACCAACACAAUGUCCUCGGCUGAACGGUAUAGAGAAGAAUGGGAGAAUCUGUUGAAAUACCUGGAUGACGACCCAGAAUAUAUACGUGAACAAGCAUUUGAAGGGGAUUUGAAAAUUUCAAAGUUUCGCAGUAUUUAUUGGUCAUUAUUGCUGCGGGUUUUGAAUACAGAUUACCGCAGCUGGAAGGAACAACGAGUGAAGCAAAGAAAACGUUAUGACAAACUCAAAGAUGAAUUUAUAAAAGAUCCGCAUGAUAUUGAUAUGCCUGAUGAUAAUCCACUAUCGCAAUCGAAAGAGAGCGUGUGGAACCAAUAUUUCAGUGACCAGGAACUAUUUGCUGUUAUAAGCCAAGAUGUUAUCCGUACUUUUCCUGGUGUGGACUUCUUCCGUAAAAAAAUUAUACAAAAUGCUAUGUGUAACAUCCUUUUCUAUUAUGCGCGUGAGCAUCCUUACAUGAGUUACCGCCAAGGUAUGCACGAAAUUCUCGCCCCUAUAUUAUUUGUAUUAUAUGGGGAUCAGCAGUCACUGCUACAUUUUUUGGAAAUAUCGCAGCAUCAGAGUGAGCUUCUGUUGAACGUGCUUGAUGCCAAUUAUUUAGAAGCUGAUUCUUAUUCAAUAUUCUCGCGGUUGAUGUCAUCUAUUGAGUCUUACUAUCGGAUAAAGAAUUUCGUGCAGCCACCAAAUGAUUUCGUUGCAGCGGAUGGUGAUUCGGGUAAAGCAUUUGAGACUGGGGUGGAAAUUAUAAGUCAGCUGAAUUCCAUUCGCGAAAAAAUUCUUGCCAAAGAAGACUUGCACUUGCAUAAUUACCUCCUGAAGCUCGAUAUACCGUUACAUGUGUUUGGAAUACGAUGGCUUCGUCUGCUAUUCGGCCGAGAAUUCGCACUUAUUGAUUUAUUGGUAUUUUGGGAUGCAAUUUUCGCUGACAGCGAUCAUUUCGAGUUGCCAAAAUAUAUUCUAGUGGCAAUGUUAAUACGAAUUCGAGAUAAACUGCUCUUAAGUGAUCAAACAACUUGCCUUACCCAUUUAAUGCGUUAUCCGACCAACGUGGAUGUGAAUUUGAUUCUACGUCACGCAUUGCACAUGCUUACGCCGCAAAAAUUUGAACGUCCACCAAAUAUUUUUGUUUACUUCAAAACGAAGAAGCAAAUUACGGGCACAUCACCAAAAACGGGAGUGAAAGCAACGUUACAAAGUUUGCGGAAAUUAAGUGGUACUUCUAAUAACACAGAUUCUUCUAGCAAACAGCAAAGUGUGCCAGUUUAUACUAGGGAUAAUUUUGCUAGGUUAGAGCAAGAAAUAGCAAAACUACAAACAAGAAAUGCUGCGGACUCUGCAGCUAUUUCUCGGUUAAGGAAAGACGCGCUUCUCGAAGAGGCAAGCGCCAUCGCUGAGGGAUAUUCAAAAAAUAGUCAAGAACUUUUGAAUUUGGAAUUGAAGAAUGCUCAAACAAUAAUCUCUAUAGCACGACACAAACUUCAAACAUAUGUAACAACUAUUAAGGAUCAUCUUCCAAGAAACAGCUCAAAAGAGUUAUUACAAGCAGUGGAUGGUAUUGAUGAAACUUGCAGUUUUCUCGAUGUAAAAUUUAUGUUUCCAAUACAUGUGGCCAGAGCUCCAAUUGACGAAGCGCUGGAAGCCAAUGAACAAGUUAAUUUGACAAAAGGCCGUUGGAAAAACCAUACCAGUGGAGAAAGUAUAUCUAUGGCGGAUGUAGGCUCCAUUAUAGAUGGCGCCACUGAAAAGGAGCUUUCAAGUGUUGCAGAUGAAGUCUCAUUUGCUGCAAGUGCAGUGGUUGGUGUGAAUUCUUACGAGCGACCCGAAGACAAUGUCUCACCGACAUCGUCUUGUUUGCUUGGUGGCAUUCGUGAAAUCGAACUGUUAACCAUUGCACCGUCCGAAUGUGUGCUUGAACCUAUCAAUGCCAGUCAACAGAAUAUUGAGUUGAAUCAAGAAAAUGAUCUACACAAUGAUAGUAGCAUAUCUCAAAACCCUUGACAACAUAGCAAAUGACUAUGGAUUUGUGGAAUAUAUACAAACACACAUAUCCUUAUCAUGCAGAUGUUACGUAUAGUGAUAUUCGAUUAAACGUUUAAGCAUAUUGCUUAAGUAUAAAAUACUAAACAUCUACGACUAUCUGCCCAUGUUCACAAAAUCUUUUUAAUACUUUAUUUGCUUAAUUUUAUGUUCUCAUAUUAAUCAGGGCAAAAUUUUAACAUUUUUGGUAUAUAAUUUAGUCACAAAAUACAUUUGUUUAUAUUUUGCUUGGAGAGAAAUGAACUACUCGGACUGAAGUUUUGAAAUAUAUGUACAUAAAAUGUUUAUGCAAAAGUAAAAGUGUUAGACACAGCAAUAAAAAUAAAUUCAUA
Anastrepha obliqua is the source of this 2605-nucleotide messenger RNA. It is a transcript of the gene TBC1D5, whose product is annotated as TBC1 domain family member 5 homolog A. Gene Ontology annotation, biological process: activation of GTPase activity. Gene Ontology annotation, molecular function: GTPase activator activity. Lineage: Eukaryota; Metazoa; Arthropoda; Insecta; Diptera; Tephritidae. The record is from RefSeq and is a predicted model, not a curated record. The coding region runs from base 138 to 2234 and encodes 698 amino acids. The transcript has 10 exons.